AUGAGUAAAGCUGAUGAUAAACAGCCAGCUGAGUUACUGAAGUUAAUCAAGAAAAGGGAUCAAGUCAAGAAGUCCAUGCAUUCUAUCAAGAUGUUCAUCGAUAAAUAUGACCCUACUUCCAAAUCAAUGAAUCAAUUACAAACAAGGUUAGAUAGUUUAAUGCAAUACAUGGCCAGAUAUGAGGUGCUCCAGGACGAAAUCGAAGGUUUUGACUCCGUCACUGAUGAAAUGUUGGAUGAUCGUGUCAGUACGGAUGAUUUUUUCUGCUCACUUAAGGCUGAGGUAUUGGACCUAGUCGAACAUAAUAACAAGUCAACAUCUAAUGUAUCUACUGCACAUUCACAAUCCGUCAUUCGUGACUCUAUGAAGCUGCCAUCUAUCCCAGCUCCUGUAUUCAAUGGUGAAUUGCAAAACUGGGUAUCGUUCCUUGAUUCGUUUAACGCUAUGUUUCAUCAAAAUACUGGAUUGUCCGACGUGCAACGUUUGCAUUAUUUGAAGUCUUGCUUAGUUGGUCCUGCAGCAGAUGUAGUCCGCACUAUUCCAACUACCGAUAUAAAUUAUCAUACUGCAUAUAACGCCUUAGUCGAAAGAUAUGAAAAUAAAUCUCUUAUCAUUCAGUCGCACAUACGGUCAUUGUUUCAGACACCACAAGUCCAUAGACCUACUGCCAGCGCACUACGCCAGUUACACCACCAUGUGGUAUCCCAAGUUAAUGCCUUGCAGGCACUCGGUCAAAACAUACAAGAAUGGGAUGCAUGGUUGGUGACGUUGUUAUGUUGCCGAUUAGAUCCUACUACUGUGGGUGAAUGGCAGCUGCUGCAAACAUCAAAAGAGCUCCCGAAAUUCCGCGAUUUGGAAAAAUUCCUGGCAAAUCGAGUUUCUGCUUAUGAAGUCGGUGAGGUUGGCAACCAGUCCACCCAACUUAAGCCGCUUAGUGGGGAACGCUCAAUGCAAAAAAAGGUUUUAUUUGCACAUCAAAAUAGCAACAGUCCGUCGAAGGAAAGAAAAUGCAUAGUGUGUCCUGAACAUCAUCGAUUAGCAUUGUGCGAAAACUUCAAUAAAAUGUCCCAUACUGAACGCCAAGAUGUAGUCUUCAAAAAUAAGUUAUGUUAUAAUUGUUUAUAUCCUGGGCAUCAAGUUCGCCAAUGUCGUGGUGGCAACUGUAUUAAGUGUGGAAGGCGACACAAUACUAAAUUGCACAGCGAUGAACUGAACAACCAGCCUCCUUCAGCAAAUGAACAGCCAUCUUCGCCACAAGGCCAAUCUGUGGUAGCCUAUGUUGAGCAAGCUAACAACAAUCCUACUGCACCAAGACAAAUAAUGUUAGCUACUGCAGUGGUCAACUUAGCAAAUUCAUCUGGUCAACAGAUUUCAUGUCGUGCCAUAUUGGAUUCCGGGUCACAAGUAUGCCUUAUAACCAGUGAGUGUGCAUCAAGACUGAAUAUUAUUGGAAUUCAAGGCUCUGUAUCAUUGGCUGGUAUUGGAUCUGUAGCUGCUAAGACUGGCACAAUGAUAAACACAACCAUGCGUUCACGACUUAGUGACUAUGAAGCAUCUAUCAAUUUCCAUGUAAUCAACUCUAUAACAAACAAGUUACCAAGUCACAGUGUAAACAUCAAUCAAUUAAACAUUCCCGACACAAUAUUAAACCGUUUAGCUGAUCCUGGAUUCCAUGAACCAGGCAAUGUUGAUGUGCUAAUUGGUGCUGAAAUAUUUUAUGAACUGUUAAUCGGCGAAAGCAAGAAAACACCAGAGGGUACUGUUCUACAUAACACCUGUUUAGGAUGGGUGCUAACUGGUUCAAUGCCCAUAGCAAAUUAUCAUAUGUGCAUGUCAAGUCUAUUAAUACAGUGUCAAUCAAUGUCAUCUCUAGCUCUUACAGACCGCCCCACUUGUGGUGUCAAGGAAGACCAGUCAGUAGCUGAGGCACACUUUACCAGUACAGUAACCCAGGAUCGUUCUGGCCGAUUUGUGGUACGAUUGCCAUUUCUGCGUGAUCCUGAGGUGCUAGGUGAUUCAAGACUUAUGGCGCAGCAGCGUUUCUUCAACCUUGAGCGAAAGAUGAAUCGAGAUAGUAUGCUAGCUCAAGAAUAUAAAAAAUUCAUGUCUGAGUACAUUAAACUGGGUCAUAUGGAAGAGGCUAAGGACACGGACCUUCCUACUUACUACCUCCCUCACCAUACUGUGACCAAGGGCGACAGCCUAACCACAAAAACUCGUGUUGUGUUCGACGGCUCAGCAGUUACAAGAUCUGGCUUAAGUCUUAACGACAUAUUGGUAUGUGGACCGCCCGUUCAACCUGAAUUGUUAUCCAUAGUGCUGCGAUUCCGUCUUUAUAGGUAUGCUUUGGUUGCAGAUAUUGAAAAAAUGUAUCGCCAGGUCCGUGUUGCACCUGCAGACUGUGACUUACAGCGAAUAGUAUUUCGGUCAAAUUCUGAUGAAGUUUUAAAGGAUUACAGACUCCUCACUGUCACAUAUGGCACUAGAGCUGCGUCAUUUUUAGCCACACGGUGUUUACUUGAGGCAAGUUAUAUGGUUCAAGAUGCAACUGCUCAGCGUGCUAUACAACAAGAUUUUUACGUUGACGAUCUAUUGAGCGGCUGUCAGACCGAAGAAGAAUGUUACAACCUGUAUCAAGUGAUGUCAACUGAGCUCAAUAAGGUUGGAUUUUCACUUAGGAAGUGGUGUUCUAAUUCUGAAUUUGUAUUGUCCAAAAUGUCCAAUUCAGAGAGUCAAUCUAAUUAUAUGUUGUCAAUUAGUGACGAAGAAACCAUAAGUACACUAGGCCUUGUGUGGCAGCCGAGGUUAGAUUGUUUCAAGUUCAUUUUCAAACCAUGGUCUCAGCCACUUCAACUGACCAAAAGAUCACUACUGUCUGAUAUCAACCGGGUAUUUGACCCAGUAGGUUUUGUGUCACCUGUUCUCAUUCGAGGAAAAGUCUUUUUGCAGCAGUUGUGGGCCUUGAAAUUAAGUUGGGAUACGCCACUACCACCAGAAAUGCAACAAAAAUGGAUUCAAUUUUAUGCCAGUCUCAAAUCAUUGGAGCAGUUACUUAUACCACGUCAUGUCCCAUUCAGUAAUUAUGAAGCAGUCCAAUUGCAUGGGUUUUGCGAUGCUUCACAAAACGCUUACGGUGCAUGCAUUUAUAUUCUAUCAACCAUAACCGGGCAAAGUCAAUUGUAUUGUUCCAAAUCCAGAGUUGCUCCACUAAAGGCAAGCACUAUCCCUCGACUAGAACUUUGUGGUGCACUUCUCUUAGCCGAAUUAGUUAGCAUGGUUUCCAGAGAACUGGAGCGCAUCAGUAUCUCUUGUAGCGCUAGAAACGUCACAUUGUGGUCUGAUUCAUCCAUUGUCUUAGCAUGGAUCAAUAAUGACAAACCAUUAAAGGCUUAUGUAUCGAACAGAGUGGCGCAAAUCCUAGACUUAACUAAUGCUAAUCAGUGGCGACAUGUGCCAACUACCAGUAAUCCGGCAGACAUAAUUACCCGCGGCUGCCUAGCUGAAACUCUAUCCGAUAACAACUUAUGGUGGCAUGGACCAGAGUGGUUAUCUCAAGCUGAAAGUAAUUGGCCAUCUAGUAAAGUUGUUAUACCAUCAGAAAUACCUGAACUUCGAAUAAUACAUUCAAUCCUUGUUGUUAAUGAGCAAACAGAGUUCUUCAUUAAUGAUAGGUAUUCCUCAUGGACAAGGUUGAGUAGAAUCACCGCCUAUUUACUACGUUUUGGCUGCAAUGCUCGCAACAGUGAACCUUCUACACGACAGGGUGGCCCUCUAAGUAUUCUUGAGGUUAACAAAGCCAUUACGUUGCUGUUAAAAAAUGUUCAAGCACGUGCUUUUGAGCAAGAAGUAUCUGAUCUAAAAGCCGACAAAAUGGUAGGGCGUCGUAGCCCUCUGCGCACCCUCAAUCCUUUCAUGGAUACUGAUGGACUAGUACGGGUUGGUGGCAGACUAUCGAAUGCUGACAUCGCUUUUAAUAGUAAAUGUCCCAUAGUAUUACCGUUCAAGAGCAAUAUAACUCAACUCAUUUUUAAACAUGAACAUAAUAGGUUGCUCCAUAUAGGCCCUCAAGGCCUGCUGGCUAAUAUACAUCUGCGGUACUGGCCUCUGCGUGGGCGGUUAAUUGCGAAGAAAACAGUAAGGAAUUGUAUUACCUGUUUCCGUUCAAGUCCUAAAUUCAUCACUCCGUUAAUGGCACCCCUUCCACGGGAGCGAGUAAAUAUUGAGCGGCCAUUUGAUCGUACUGGCGUCGAUUUCUGUGGUCCGAUUCUCAUUCGCAGUGGCAUCAGAAGAGUUGUGAGCGUCAAGUGUUAUAUAGCUGUUUUUGUCUGCUUCGUCACACGUGCUGUGCAUUUAGAGUUGGUUAAUGGCCUCACAUCCGAUGCGUUCUUGGCUGCUCUGACCAGGUUCAUGGCAAGACGAGGACACUGCAGUCACAUUUACAGUGACAAUGGAACUAAUUUUGUAGGGGCCAAUAAGGUGUUAUAUUCAUACUUCAAAAAAACCAAAGGGCAACGUACAGUAGAGGAAGAGCUGUCACAUCACCAUGUUCAGUGGCAUUUUAUACCACCGUCGGCACCCCACUUUGGUGGGUUGUGGGAGGCUGCAGUCAAGUCGACCAAAAAACAUUUGUUAAAAAUGAAUACUAUGGGCCUUCUUACAUUUGAGGAAAUGAGCACCAUGUUAUGUAGAAUAGAAGCUGUGUUAAACUCGCGCCCUAUAUCACCUAUGUCUGAUGAUCCUUCAGAUUUUACUGCAUUGACCCCGGGUCACUUUCUGGUAGGUGGUGUUCUUACAUUGCCCGCUGAACCUGACAGUACUGGCUUACCCUUGAAUCGAAUAAAGCGAUUAGAACUUGCAAAGGUACAAGCUCAGACAUUUUGGAAACGUUGGAGUUCCGAGUACCUACCACAACUUCAUAAGAGAGGUUGCUGGCUGUCAAAAAAGGACAAUAUUGAAGUUGGAUCCCUUGCAAUUUUAAAAGAGGACAAUUUGCCACCAAUGAAGUGGAUUAUGGUCAGAGUCAUUCAAGUUCAUCCUGGUUCGGAUGGAAUGGUGCGUGUUGUCACUGUACGUAACUCAGCGGGAAGAGAAUUUCAGCGUCCAACUACUAAACUUGCUGUUCUACCCCACGUUAAGGAUGAAGAGGAGCCCGUCUAA
Aphis gossypii (cotton aphid) is the source of this 5157-nucleotide messenger RNA. RefSeq lists its product as uncharacterized. The record is from RefSeq and is a predicted model, not a curated record. The transcript has a single exon. The coding region runs from base 1 to 5157 and encodes 1718 amino acids. NCBI's taxonomy places the organism in Eukaryota, Metazoa, Arthropoda, Insecta, Hemiptera, Aphididae. Gene Ontology annotation, biological process: proteolysis; DNA integration. Gene Ontology annotation, molecular function: nucleic acid binding; zinc ion binding; aspartic-type endopeptidase activity.